Rotaria sp. Silwood2 is the source of this 1002-nucleotide messenger RNA. Lineage: Eukaryota; Metazoa; Rotifera; Eurotatoria; Philodinida; Philodinidae. The record is from the annotation of a GenBank genome assembly.
AUGACAAAUAAUAGUUUUCCUUAUUCAUCAAUCAUUGAUAUGUUCAAUAAACAGGCAAUAUCACGAUCAAAUGAAAUAUAUCUUUUAUAUCCAAAUCAGAUUGAUCAACAAACGUAUGCUACACUUACCUAUAAACAAUUUAAUGAAGUGACAAGUCAUUUGGCACAACAAUAUUCUAUAAAAAUUCAUUCAAUCGCAACAAAUCAAAUACCAGUGGUGUGUUUAUUAGGAAAAAAUGAUGAAACUUAUUUAUUGACAAUAUAUGCAUUAUUGAAACUUGGUGUGAUUGUUUUUCCGCUUAGUAUUCGAAAUUCAGAAGCCGCCAUUAUCCAUUUACUCGAAAUGUCAAAUGCAUCAUAUCUGUUCUAUUCCGAUGAAUAUGCAUCAGUAGCAAAUGAAGUUAAAAUUAAAUUUGGCUCAAAUAUUGAAUUGUAUCUAUUGAAACAGAUUGAUAUCGAUGGACUUCUCUAUCUUGGAGAAUCAACCUUUAAGUUCAUAUCUGAAAACAAUGAUCUUGAUAAAUAUUGUAUCAUUUUUCAUAGUUCUGGAAGUACAUCGUUUCCGAAACCAAUUCGUUUGACCAUAAGAUGUAUGUUUGGUUGGAGUGAAAGCUUUGCAUUAGAAAUGAAUAAUCAGUUUUGGGCGAAUGAUGACGCAGUCUUAAGUGUAUUACCUUUAUUUCAUAUUCUGGGCAUGUCGGUUGCAAUUAUGAUGUGGUACGCUGGAGGAGCAUAUGCAUUGCCACUGACAGCAUCUUUUCCACCAUCACCCAAAGAAAUAAUCACUAGUCUGCAGUAUUUGAAAAUUACUAAACUAUUAGCUGUUGCUCUAAUUCUUGAAGAGAUCAUCGAAUGGUUACAUCAAUAUGAUGAUAUUGGUUUUCAGGCGUUGGCUUGUCUUAAAUUUGUUAUUUAUGGUGGUGCAUGUUGCUCGACUGAUAUUUGCAAUGAAUUGAUUGAGCACGGUGUCAAUGUUACCAACAUGUAUGGAUCAACAGGUUAG